Messenger RNA from Panicum virgatum (switchgrass), 2624 nucleotides. RefSeq names its product probable L-type lectin-domain containing receptor kinase S.5. The transcript has 2 exons. Gene Ontology annotation, biological process: protein phosphorylation. The record is from RefSeq and is a predicted model, not a curated record. NCBI's taxonomy places the organism in Eukaryota, Viridiplantae, Streptophyta, Magnoliopsida, Poales, Poaceae. The coding region runs from base 17 to 2401 and encodes 794 amino acids. Gene Ontology annotation, molecular function: protein kinase activity; carbohydrate binding; ATP binding. Gene Ontology annotation, cellular component: plasma membrane.
CAGACCCAGAGCGAAGAUGGUGGCCAAGCAAGCAAGAUACCACACAAUGCCUAGUUCAACAGGAUUCACUAGUCUUAUCCUUUUAUUAGCCAGAGCCGUCCUCUGGUGGAUGAUUGCUACAACUCUUCCAGCAGCUUGCCAUGGCACAGGAGGCCGGGACGAUGUCAUGAGCUUUCUCUACCCGUCGUUCACGGACAUCGGCUCCCAGUUGAGGUUCUCCUGGGACGCCGGUGUCCUCGACGGCGCCAUCCACCUCACCGCCGACGAUACUUAUCAGCCACCGGUUCAGUACCCUCCCGACGGGAGGAGGUCGGCAGGACGUGUCAUCCUUUGGGCGGGUCCCCCUCAAUACGAGGACAAUAGAUACAUCAACCACGGCGACGGCGAGGCAUCUUUUAACACCAGCUUCACUAUGAGCAUCAGCCGCUCGCCAGCCGCCCAAGGCGACGACGAUGGAGGCCUUCUCUUGGAGGUGCUGCCUUCUUCUUUCAUUACUGAUGGCUCCUACUACCGGAGCAUCUACUACUACUCCAUGGCUAGGACGACAACAAGCUCCAACAUCUCCGUAGAGAUCGGUGCGUUGGAGUUGCAGUAUGACGUGCAAACGACAUUCGGCGUCCGCGAGAGAAGGACAAGCGGCGUGUACGUCUCCAUCGCGCCGGCCUGGACGAUGCCGGCGGCAAAUCACACCGUCUGGGUUUACUACGACAACGUUGGGCACAACCUCUCGGUUUACGUCGACGACGGGGGCAAGCCCAAGCCUGCCCAAGCCACGCUUCACGUUCCCCUCGACAUCGACGACAUAAUCGGAACGGGUGAUUUCUACAAAUAUUUCGGUUUGUUUGCCUCCAAGAACAGGUCGUUGCCCUCUUGCCAGCCGGUAAUUUAUAGCUGGAACGUGACGGUGGACAGGCUCAUAAUGCCCACAUUCGAAGCAGAAGCAGAGCAUCAUCAUGCUCGACGGAGCUGGAUCUUAGCCACCAUUGUUCUGUCCUCGGUUCUUGUGGCAGCUGCAGCAGCUAUUGUUUUCGUGGCGUGGAUGUGGAGCCGCUGGGCCUCAUGGUACAGGGCUCUCGUCAUGAAGCUGAAGCUGGCCAGGGCGCUGCGGCGCCUACCGGGGAUGCCAAGGGAGUUCAAGUUCUCCGACGUCAAGAAGGCCACCAAAAACUUCCACGACACUAACAGGCUCGGGAGUGGAGGCUUUGGCGCCGUGUACAAGGGGAAAAUACAGAUUGCCGCCACUAACACCAGUUGGCAAGAGGGACGGCGACGACAGCGGCGACGAUACGUCGAGGUAGCUGUGAAGAAAUUCACACGCAAGGAGGACCAUGGCUACGGCGACUUCCUGGCGGAGGUCGCCAUCAUCAACCGCCUCCGCCACAAGAAUAUCGUUCCUCUCUUGGGUUGGUGUUACGAGAAUGGAGAGCUACUACUUAUCUACCAGUACAUGUCAAACGGUAGCCUGGACCAACAUCUUUUCCGGCACCGGCAGGAACACGGUCGUCCAGCUCUCCGGUGGGAGACACGGUACAACAUAGUGGUGGAUGUCGCCGCCGCUCUCCACUACGUUCACCACGAGUACGAGCGCGUGGUGCUCCACCGCGACAUCAAGGCGAGCAACAUCAUGCUCGACGCCAGCUUCAACGGCCGCCUCGGCGAUUUCGGCCUCGCCGGCCUGGUGGACGACAUCGACAAGAACUCCCUCACCGACCUCCCUGUCGCCGGAACAUGGGGCUUCAUCGCGCCAGAGUACCCUGUCAGCCACAAGGCCACGCGCAAAACCGACGUCUAUGCUUUCGGGGUGCUCAUCCUCGAGGUCGUUACCGGCAAAAGGUCGCUCGGCGAGGCGAGCACCGAGUUCCAGCUGCUGACUGACUGGGUGUGGUGGCUUCACGGGGAGGGGAGGCUGCUGGAAGCCGUGGAUGAUGACCUCACUGAUCUCUCUGCCACGCGUCAAGUGGAUGCUGACGUUUCCACCCGGUUGCUUGAUGCUGUGGAGGAUUUGGGCGGCGGUGAUACGGGCACUGGCGCCGGAGGAGACAAGUUCUAUGCCGCCGAUGACGCCAUCCGGUUGCUACUCCUUGGUCUGGCGUGCACCAAUCCCAACCCAUCAGACCGGCCAAGUACGGCCGAGCUAGUCCAGGUCAUCGGGAAAAGAGUCGCACCACCGGUCGUGCCGCUGGUUAAGCCACCGUUCGUGUGGCCGCCAGAAGGAGAGCUCCCGCUGCUGGAGGAGGAUGACGACAUGGAGCUGGAUGAGGAAUUAGUGGACAUGAGCCAUCAGGACGAGGAACCUGACCAAAGCCACGCAAGGGCACUGAGCCGUGAGGGCUUGACGCUCAGCAUCGGGUCCUUGUCCUUGGAAAUCAUGGUGUGCAGGUCUCGUCGAUCGCUUCCAUGAGACCGAUACUAAUAGAAAUUUUACAUGUUUGGAGAAGCGUUGGGAGAUGUUUAACGUGUCUAUGAUUCAUGAACCCAAUAUGAAAGAAGGCGUUGAGAGACGUCAAUGAGAAGACGUCGGGAGACAUUAGAUGUGUCUAUGGUCGGUGGGCUUAUAUGUGACGUAACGCCUCCCAACGCCUCUCAAUGCCUCUAAAAUUAAGAGGAUUAGAAAUUCAUGGCAA